Lactuca sativa (garden lettuce) is the source of this 4337-nucleotide messenger RNA. RefSeq lists its product as uncharacterized. Lineage: Eukaryota; Viridiplantae; Streptophyta; Magnoliopsida; Asterales; Asteraceae. The record is from RefSeq and is a predicted model, not a curated record.
AUCUAUGGUUGUUGUGUGUUUUAAAGAGGGAAAGAGUAACAGAACAAGAAGCAAAUUCAUCCCCUGAAACAUCAUUCUUCAGCAGCUAAAAAGAGAGAAAGAAAGCAUUUUAAUUUAUUUUCCCACUUUGAUCAGAUCCAUCAUCUAUCUCUCUCAAUCAAAAGAUUGUCUUUUUCCACAUUAUCGUACUUCAUCUGCUCCAACGCGUUGUUUACAGCAGCAAAAAACCCCACUCAAAACCCGUAACUUAAAACUUCAAUACGCAACUUACCACGUGCAUUUUACAAGUUUCAUGUUUUCUCUUCAGAGUUUAUAAACUUUUCAUGCUCUUGAUUCCCCCCCUUUUCGAAUUUCGCUGCAGUUCCGGAGGCUGGAUGUGAUUUCUAAAGAAGAGAACCCUAAAAGGAAGCAAUAAUGUUUACCGAAGGGUUAGACAACAAUGCUGUUAGAUGGGUAAAAGAGGGGUCAAAUAAUAUCAAGAAGGAAGUUCCUUACUUUAUGUCAAAUCAACAACCUCAAAUCAGCCCCAUUUCCUCACGAAACAUGGGCAGAGGGUUCGGGCUGCCCCCACCUUCAAAAUUCAGAAGCGGGCAUCUGCCCGGGAUUGUUCCAAUAUCUCAAGUCCUGCCCGGGGAAGAUACAGAUUCAGCUUCUGAAAAUGACAUGUCAACGGAUUCAGAAGGUGAGGUGUAUGGUGGACGAUACUCACUAGAUUCCUCUCACCCGGAUGACAUAGUUCCUCCUAGUAGUAGGUACCAUGAUCCUCUACAGAUGCGCCCACAGUAUCAUGUGUACUCUAGUGAUGUGAGUUCUUGUGUUGAAACCAUGGGAAGUAGAGGAAAAGGGAAUGUGGUUGAUAGAUUUAAAGGAAUUGAGAAAAACCAAUGCAAUGUUAGAAAUAGUGUUUAUACUGAAGAUGAAUCGGAUGAUGAUGAUGAUGAUUCAAGAGGUAGCUCAGAGUUGUCAACUACACAAGUCAAAAAGGAUGUUUAUACUUCUCAUGUGUCACGAGCCAAUGAAAAUGUUACCUCAAGAAAGGAGUUGGAUGAUCAAAACAUACAGGAUCACAAGGCAUAUGAUGAAGAUAUUCCUAGUGCACCUCCAUUUGUGGGCCCAGUUGAAGAAAUCAAACAAGAAGAAUUCCCACAUUCUAAAACGAAUCAUAUGCCAUUAAGAGACGAGAUUUCAAAACAAUCUAAUAGCAAUAAUGUUUGUGGUGAAGGGGGUGCAUCUUCAGGAUCAAUUCCUGUUCGACUUCCCACAUUUCAUGCAAGCUCACUUGGGCCUUGGCAUUCUGUGGUUGCAUAUGAUGCAUGUGUUCGGCUUUGCCUACAUGCAUGGGCUAAGGGUUGCUCAGAGGCAGUCAUGUUUUUGGAAAAUGAAUGUGCUUUAUUAAGAAGCACAUUUGGUUUGCAACAAACAUUACUACAAUCAGAGGAAGAGCUGCAUCUAAAACACUCUUCAGAAUCAGAAGUUGCUAGCAAAGGAGCUGCAACAAAACCAAAGAAAAUGGUUGGGAAGAUGAAGGUGCAAGUUCGAAAAGUGAGAAUGGCCUUGGAUCCACCAACAGGAUGCAACUUUUCAUCAAUAAAACCACCAAAAAUCAAAUUAGAAACUGUUAAACGACAUGUUUUCAAUGUGAAAUCCAAGAUUUCAUCAGGGUGGAAAGCUGUUAGAAGAAUUCCUUUUUCCCCUCAAGUACCUGUAGACAAUUCUCUUUCUAGCCAAAGCUUGGCCUAUAUGAAAGCAAGUACUCAAUAUAUAAAACAAGUUUCAGGCCUUUUAAAAAAUGGUGUCUCAAGUCUACGCAACACUUCAUCUACCAAAGAAGUUCUACAAGAAACAUACUCAUGUUUGCUAAGACUUAAAAGUUCAGAUGAAAUGGAUACAGUUCGCAUGCAGCCUGGUUCUAGUGAAACCCAUAUAUUCUUGCCAGAUAGUCUUGGAGAUGACUUGAUUUUAGAAGUGAAUGAUUCUAAGGGUAACAAUUAUGGUCGUGUUCUAGUGCAAGUGGCUACUAUUUCAGAAGAUCCACAUGACAAACUAAGGUGGUGGUCUAUAUACCGAGAACCAGAGCAUGAGCUUGUUGGAAAAAUCCAACUUUAUAUAAAUUAUACAACAAGUUUGGACGAUAGUCUCAAGUGUGGUUCUGUUGCUGAAACGGUGGCAUACGACAUUGUUAUGGAGGUUGCCAUGAAAGUUCAAAACUUCCAACAAAGAAAUUUACUUUUGCAUGGUUCAUGGCAAUGGUUGCUCAUUGAAUUCGCAUCAUAUUAUGGUGUUUCUGAUGCUUACACAAAGCUAAGAUACAUUUCGUACGUAAUGGAUGUUGCUACCCCAACAGCUGAUUGUGUCUCACUUGUCUAUGACUUAUUGUUACCAGUUAUGAUGAAGGGAAAUACCAAGAGUGCCCUUAGCCAUCAAGAGAAUAGAAUAUUAGGAGAGAUUGAUGAGCAAAUAGAGCAGAUUCUUGCACUUGUUUUCGAGAACUACAAGUCACUAAACGAGCAAUCUCCAUCUGGCAUCAUGGACGUUUUUACCCCUGCCACUGGGGUGGCAGCACCCGUGUUGGAACCUGCUGUGAAACUUUAUAAACUUCUUCAUGAUAUAUUGUCUCCUGAGGCACAAAAUAAACUAUAUAGCUACUUCCAGGCUGCUGCGAAGAAAAGAUCUAGAAGACACUUGACUGAAACCGAUGAAUAUGUGAGUGGAAUUGGUGAAGGCAAUUUGAUGGAUUCUGUUGCUAUUUCUACAGCUUAUAAGAAAAUGAAAUCUCUUUGUAUGAACAUAAAGAAGGAGAUUUUUACAGACAUUGAGAUCCAAAAUAGCAAUAUACUUCCAAGUUUUAUAGACCUACCAAAUCUUUCAACAGCAAUAUACAGUGCAGAACUCGCAAGCAGAUUAAGAGCCUUUCUUGUUGCAUGCCCUCCAACGGGUCCUUCUCUUCAUGUUGCAGAGCUUGUAAUUGCAACUGCAGAUUUCCAGAAGGAUCUUGCUUCUUGGAAUAUCAAUCAUGUCAAAAAUGGGGUUGAUGCAAAAGAAUUGUUUCAUUUGUAUAUCAUGAUAUGGAUUCAAGAUAAGCGUAUGUCUCUCCUGGAGACAUGUAAGAUGGAUACGGUGAAAUGGUGUGGAGUGAGGACACAACAUUCAACAACUCCAUUUGUAGAUGAGAUGUAUAAUCGUCUUAUAGAGACUUUGAAUGAUUAUGAGGUCAUUAUAAGCCGUUGGCCAGAGUAUACCUUUGCUUUGGAGAAUGCGAUUGCUGACAUUGAAAAGGCGAUAAUUGAAGCCUUAGACAAACAAUAUGCAGAUGUAAUUGCACCUUUGAAAGAAAAUAUGACACCAAAGAAGUUUGGGCUGAAAUAUGUCCAAAAGCUCACUAAACGAACCACUAGUCCUUAUGUGGUGCCUCCCGAGCUUGGGAUUCUCUUGAACUCUAUGAAGAGGAUGCUAGAUGUUUUACGACCUAAAAUUGAGCUCCAAUUGAAGUCAUGGGGUUCAUGUUGCAUUCCUGAUGGGGGAAAUGUGGCACCUGGAGAACGUUUAAGUGAAGUCACAGUGACGUUCAGAUCAAAAUUCCGGAAUUAUAUACAAGCAGUUGCUGAGAAGCUUCUGGAAAAUACAAGAUUACAUAACAGUACAAAACUGAAGAAAAUCCUUCAAGAUUCCAAGGAAAGUGUGGGGGAAUCUGAGAUUAGAUGCAGAAUGCAACCAUUAACAGAGCAGCUUACGAAUACAAUGAAUCAUCUUUACAACAUCUUUGAGACUCAUGUUUUCAUUGCAACAUGUCGAGGGUAUUGGGACCGAAUGGGACAAGAUGUUUUGAGUUUUCUUGAGAACAGGAAAGAGAAUCGUUCGUGGUACAAAGGUUCAAGAGUUGCUGUUUCUAUUUUGGAUGAUACAUUUGCAUCACAAAUGCAACAGUUGGUGGGAAACACGCUUGAAGAAAAGGAUGUUGAGCCACCAAGAUCCAUUGUUGAAGUGAGGUCAAUGCUCUGCAAGGAUGCUGCUAGCUACAAGAAUGAUACUUUCUACUAUUAGAAAGUCUCGGUUUUGCACAUACAGAUACAGGAACAAGAUGGCUGAUGGUGUUGACUUUUGGUCAACCCAGGGCUAAUUUUUGUGGGUUUUUGCUACAAUUACUCCCCUUUUGUUUAUCUCAUGUCAUGAGCCUGUUAAAAUCGGUUAUUUAUAUGUAGUUGACAUCAACUGAGUAUAGAAAAUGAUUUCUUGAUGUUUACAUUACAUUAUAGCUAAUUAUAAUUAGGAUCAAGAGGAAAGAUGAUUUUUAGCGUUGGAUUCGUCAUAUUCAUAAUUCUUAACAUAAUUUAAAGCAA